AUGCCGACGACGUCAGAAGAGACCAGUGCGCUGGCAGGCACGACUGUGAUUGUGCAUCCAUUGGUUCUCCUGUCCGUCACGGAUCAUGCAUCGCGUGUAGCGGCAGGAGCGCGGAAACGCGUGGUGGGUGUGCUGCUUGGCCAGGACCGUGGCAAGACGAUCAAUGUGGCGAACAGCUUUGCGGUCCCAUUUGAGGAGGACGAGCGGGAUGGAAAGACAUGGUUUCUGGACCACGAUUAUAUUGAGAGCAUGAUGGAAAUGUUCAAAAAAGUGAAUGGUACGUUUGCGCUUUCGCUCACCGUAGCACGCGAGAAGAUGGUUGGGUGGUACCACACAGGCCCAAAGCUGCACUCUUCGGAUUUGGAGAUCAAUGAGCUGAUGAAGCGAUUCACACCGCGGCCGGUGAUGGUGAUCAUCGAUCCGCGGCAGCAGGAUGUUGGGACGCCAACCGAUGCGUAUAUGGCCGUGGAAGAGAUCAAGGAUGACGGCACCGCAACGCAAAAGACGUUUAUACACGUCCCGACGACGAUCGAGGCGGAAGAGUCGGAAGAGGUUGGAGUCGAGCAUUUGCUGCGUGAUAUCCACGAUACGACCGCGGUGGGCUCGCUCUCUGCGCGCAUCUCGGCACAGCUUGGGUCGCUGCGCGGACUGCAUAAGCGCCUGCUCGAGAUCCGUGAGUACCUCGAGGCUGUUGUGCGUGGGGAGUUGCCGGUGAACCACGAGAUUCUGUAUGAGCUGCAGAACAUCUUCAACUUUUUGCCGGAUCUGGAGAAGCCAGAAGUGGUGCGCAGUUUCCGCGUGGCGAAUAACGACCGCCUGCUUAUUGUAUACCUUAGCAGUUUGAUCCGUGCCGUGCUUGCGCUUCAUGCACUGGUUAAUAACCGCUUGGAGAUGGCGCGUGGCGAGCAUCCGGCGCAAAGCGCGGCAAAGGAAGAGAAGAAGGGAUUGUCGAUAGCGUAA
Messenger RNA from Malassezia vespertilionis, 960 nucleotides. RefSeq names its product proteasome regulatory particle subunit (gene RPN8). Gene Ontology annotation, molecular function: protein binding; metallopeptidase activity. Gene Ontology annotation, biological process: proteasome-mediated ubiquitin-dependent protein catabolic process. The transcript has 2 exons. Gene Ontology annotation, cellular component: proteasome regulatory particle; proteasome complex. The record is from RefSeq and is a predicted model, not a curated record. Bases 1 to 960 code for a protein of 319 amino acids. NCBI's taxonomy places the organism in Eukaryota, Fungi, Basidiomycota, Malasseziomycetes, Malasseziales, Malasseziaceae.